This is a messenger RNA of Ilyonectria robusta, 2093 nucleotides long. Its product is annotated as heterokaryon incompatibility protein-domain-containing protein. The record is from RefSeq and is a predicted model, not a curated record. Bases 1 to 2016 code for a protein of 671 amino acids. NCBI's taxonomy places the organism in Eukaryota, Fungi, Ascomycota, Sordariomycetes, Hypocreales, Nectriaceae. The transcript has a single exon.
AUGUUCUCCUACAGUCCUUUACACCAGGAUCACUCGGAAGUCAGGCUCGUUCGCUUCAGCCAGAAUGACAGCCCCUCAUCGUCACUGAUUCAACUCGAGAUUCGCCACACAUUUUUAGAGGACGCAGAUGCAACUCAUUACGCGGCUCUAUCGUACACCUGUGGAGACGUUGACGAACUCGCGCCCGUUCUUGUUACUAUCAACGGCGAGUACUUCGUCAUCGGCGACAGCCUCCAUGCGGAGCUACUGCAACUCCGCGAGAAUGGCGUUCGGUCGUGGCUUUGGGUCGAUGCAAUUUGUAUCGCACAAUCUGACGCCGAAGAGAGGACUUGGCACACCAAAAACAUGCGCGCAAUUUAUGGCUGCGCCGAUCUGCUCUAUCUCUGGCUUGGUCCAGGAUGUGACGAGACAGAUAGAGCCAUGGACUUUAUGUGUCGCUUUGGCCCUGGAACAUUGGCUAUCGGCGCUAUGGAUAUGAACAUGGAAAAAUGCACAUCAGUCAAGGACUAUUUCGUGACACUGCUGGAUUUAGGCAGCGAAUAUGAAAUAGUCAGUGACGACGCGACACAAGUUGAACAUCAGCUGGCCAAGUUCAUGGUUAAUCUAGUUAACGAGCCAGGGCUCGGCGUGGUAUCAUCUCCCGAAACUGGAGAGAAGGGUCUGAUUGACGGCAUUGAAAAGAUUACCAUGCACGAGUAUUGGCAUCAGAUCUGGGUCAUUCAAGAAGUCGCUGUGGCAAAAGACACCAUGGUGUUGUGUGGUUCCAAAAGCAUCCCGGUUGAUGCCUUCCAGGCGGUGAUCACGGCGCUGAAAUGGGUUCGCCUUUUAAGCCACUCUACACAAAAUAAUCGGUUUUUGGACGGCCUGUCAGCCAGCUUUCACACGAUCCCAACUUUGGAAAUUCGUCGAAAAUAUCGCCAUGCACAGGAACCGAUAACCAUGCUCGGCAUCCUCUUCCACGACGAUCCUCCUCCCCUUCGCCCGCUCUACUCUGCAUCUGACCCUCGGGAUAUUGUAUUUGCAGCGCUUGGAAUUCUUCCUGAGAAUGAAUUUCUAGACCUGGACGUGGACUAUGAAAAAUCACCAGCACAAAUCUUCACUGACUUGACAAGGGCUUUGAUUGCCUUCAGUGAAGGUCAUGUCUCGUCACAGAAUCCGACGCAGCGGUUCCGCCUUAGUCGUCCCAUACCGAGAGCAGAUGAAAAUUCAUGCGAUUUAGCACUGCCUUCAUGGGUUCCUGACUGGCGGGAAGUGGGCCGGCAUGGCUUUGGUGGCAUUGCCGCAGUCUCGGGCAUGGCCACAGCCGGAACGUGGCCGCCGAUACCUGAAACACGGUGUAGCGAAGAAGAUGAUCGACUUCGACGCAUUCGAAGACCCGGGUGCAUUGCAGAUGUCGUUACAGAGGUCUUGCCAAUGAUGCAGUGGGAGCCUGGGAGUGCGUAUAACUACGAGGCGCAUCUUGCUUCAAUUCUCGACUUUGCCAACCUAGGAACAUCCUCGAGCCCAGAGGAGGAUUAUGUGUGGCGUACGAUUGUUAUGGAUCGCUUCGAAGAGUAUUUCGACGUACCGCAAGACUCUGACAUCUCUAGUGAGGAGAUUGCGGGCCUUGCUCGCGUGAUUGUGCGGCGAGAGCCGAUUGACGCCGAGCUCCUGACACCGAAGCAGAGACAGCACAUCGACUAUGUUGCCGAUGAAUGGGGAUUCGAGGCAGAUACCUCUGAGCAGAGAUUACAGCUGGUUGUUAAAAACUGGGAAGGGGGCAUCCUGAGUUGGUUCAGUCGCGGGAGGGCGCUGUUCAAGACCGUCAAGGGCAUGUUUGGCCUUGGCCACGUCGUAGUGCAGCCUGGCGAUGUUGUGGCCUUGCUUUGGGGCCUGGGUUCGCCUGUUGUGUUGCGGCCGCGAAAUGAGAGCUGUGGUGGUGGGUUUACUUAUGUUGGAGAUGCGUAUGUUGAUGGGAUCAUGUAUGGGGAGUUUCUCCAGACAUUGCCAACGCAUGAAGUGUUUGACAUUUAUUGAGCUCGGCAUCAUUAAGGAAAAGGUUGUAGUCUGUUGUUACGUUGGAAAAGUAAUUAAUUGACAAAUAUUUGGUUAUU